AUGAGAAUCCGAUUGCAGGUCCUGAGGCAUCAGCUGCCGCCGACAAAGGUCUUGUGGAAGGUCGAUGGUGCAACCACCACGGCCGAGCUGCUCACUCAGAUCAGCGACUUCUUCCCUCUUGAAGCUGCAGGAUGGGGGCUGGAAGAUUACGCUGUCCACCUUGGUGGUUAUGAGCUGUUGCACUUUCAGCAGUUGGCCGACGUCUUGAAGGAAGAUGAUGAGAUUGUCAUCCAGCCACUCCAGACCAACGACAUCCGCGCCAGAAACCUUGCAGGCAGACACCAAAUCUCAAAAGACGGCAGACAUCUCGUCGACGGUAUCGCUUUCGGAAGACCUCUACUACGUGCCCCAUCUCACGCUCCCAUCCACAUCCCUCCUCGCAAACGUGCCAGGCUAGAUCCUGAACUGGAAGAGUCGGACGCUGCUUUACAACUUGGCGACUAUGGUCCGCCUCCCUCUGCUCCUGAGUUUGCUGUACGUACCAAGUCUCAGAAACACGUCACCUUCAGUCCAGAAUUCAUGGAAGCCGACUACAAAGACAACGGCGACAUGGUCUUUGACGAUUAUGACCAUGGAGAUGAUGACGAGGAUGAUGACUUCGAGCCUCCAUCUGACGACGAGUUCGAUCAAGGAGAAGACGAAAUCAUGAAACUGCUUGAAGACAGAGACAAGAAGUCGCAUGGCGGCGAAGACGAAACCACCGACGAGUCGUCGAGCGACAGUGAUAGCGAUACUGACGACUCGGAUGACGAUGAUGCUGGCGGCAGCGGUUCCGAUAGUGACGCACCCUCUGAAGAGCCCAUCAAGAAACAGACCGACAGUACUGUUCAGCCACCUUCCGCACCGAAGCCUACCACCGCUCCACCCCCGAAACAAGCACCACCCAGUGACGGCAAACAGCGGACUCGUGCUAGGAACCGACGUCGUCGCGAUGCAAAGAAGCUUACCUGGCUCAAGUCGACUGGCAAAUUACCCGAAUCUGCCACUCGUCAGGAUCUAAAGAAAUGGAGAGAGGAUCAAGUAGGACAGGACCACACAACUGAUGCAGACUCCGAUUCGGACGAUGAAAGCUCGUCUAGUUCAGAGUCUGAUUCUAGCUCCGACUCCGACUCUGAUUCCGAACCUGAGACAGUGCAAACGCAGAAAGUUGUUCCACCUGCAGUCAAGAAGCCAGUGGCCAUGAUCCCCAGACAGUUGAAAGUGAAGCCAAAGGGCAAGAAGCCUGUCACAGAAGACAAGUCUGAGGAGUUCAGUCAGAAGCGAGAAGCACUUCUCGCCGCUUUGCAAUCUGGUGGUAUCGACGUCGAUCACGAUCUAUCUGCUCCAUCAGAGGAUACCGUCAUGGCCAAUGCCGAUCUCAAUACACUGUAUGUUGGCGAUGACAGUCCACCCGCGCAACCGGAGCCCCGUAGAGCCAGGCUCGACAUUGCAAGCUCCAACCGCCUUCUGUUCAACUCCCUUGGCGUCCGCGCUCCCAAGAACGACGCCGAUAGACAACGCCUACAGGCCAAACUCGCACAGCCUACACGCAAGCCAGUCACAAAAUCUGCCCCUGCUACUGCCGCCUCCAUUGAGCAGCCUUCAUCCGCCGAGGAGGACCAAGAUCCCACCGACAUCGAUGCCUGGAAGUCCAAAAUCUCCCUCUCCGCCGUUGAAUGCGCGCCCGGAUCAGAGGAAUACUACUACUCUACUCCGUCAUUUCCGUUCUAUCAGCGUUGGGACCCCAGUCAGCGUACCAAGAAGCGCAAGCGUAACUCUCAAGCCUUCGAUUCAGCCAAGCUUCAACGCACUGAGGGAGAUAUUGACAACAGCUACAGCGACUACUACAAUGAUGGUGCAGAUGGAGAUGCUUUGAACUAUGGCGAUGAUGACGACGACACCGCUGGCGCUGCCCAGGAAGCCGAUCAGGAAGCGGCUACUGCACAGCUGCUGGCUGAAUCUUCGGAUGCCGCCGACCUGCCUGCUUUACCAUCCGAUCUGACCACACUGCCUCCUCUGACGCCAGAAACUAUUGUCCCGGGUGCUAUCAUCACCUUUGCACGCUUCGAGGUUUCAGCCGCCACCAAUUGGGCACCAGCAAUGUCACCUGUGCGCACCGCUUCCAUCCAGCAUGUCUCUGACAACAAGACUUUGGGAUUGCAGUUGGCCAAGCGUGACAUUCCUGGCAAGCAGUAUGACAGCCAAGGCCGCAGACUGUUCGAUAAGUUCGAGAUGAUCACUGGUGAUGAGGAAGACGGAGAAGAGGAUGUUGGUUUCUUGGAAGUUGAACUGGCCGAAUUGAUCGAUGCUAGACUGCUUCAGGCUGCUGAGGUUGCUCAAAAGACCGUUGGUGUUGAUGAGCAAGGUGGAAUUGAGGAGAAGGGCGAGGAACAGAUGAUUGGCAUUGCUUUGUGAGAAUACCCAAUUGCGCUAUGAUAAAUAAGGAGCAGGAAGCUUCAUCCA
Molecule: messenger RNA, 2442 nt
Organism: Aureobasidium pullulans EXF-150
Lineage: Eukaryota; Fungi; Ascomycota; Dothideomycetes; Dothideales; Saccotheciaceae
Exons: 2
Coding region: 1-2394 (797 amino acids)
Source: RefSeq, a predicted model, not a curated record